Messenger RNA from Brassica napus (rape), 403 nucleotides. RefSeq lists its product as uncharacterized. Lineage: Eukaryota; Viridiplantae; Streptophyta; Magnoliopsida; Brassicales; Brassicaceae. The transcript has a single exon. The coding region runs from base 23 to 403 and encodes 126 amino acids. The record is from RefSeq and is a predicted model, not a curated record.
UGUAUGCUGUUGAAAAAAACUGAUGGGAAAGAGAAGGUUUCAGAAAGCAAAUCAACCGUCAGUGACGGUAUCAGAAGCUUCCUCUCCGUCGGGGUCUCAGACAACAAGGAGACGAAGGGGAAGGCCGAGGAAGAAUCUUGAGAGUUCAGAAGAUUUCAAUAAGGAAGAAUCCGAAGAAGACGAAGACUACGAAGAAGAAGAAGUUGAGAUUAUUAACAGAGAGAAACAGAAGAGGAAAGUUAGACGUAGCACUAGUGUGGAAGAAGAGCAAAAGUGGAAACAUGAAGACUUACCGAAUGAGGAGGAUGAGAAGAAGCCGGACACGACGGUGAAGGCGGUUGCACCGCUGUCACAUAGACGGUCGAGGAGGAAGAACACACCCGUGAAGAGCUGGUAUCAAUAG